Messenger RNA from Anopheles funestus (African malaria mosquito), 7273 nucleotides. RefSeq names its product tolloid-like protein 1 (gene tok). Gene Ontology annotation, molecular function: metalloendopeptidase activity; zinc ion binding; calcium ion binding. Gene Ontology annotation, biological process: proteolysis. Bases 1809 to 6548 code for a protein of 1579 amino acids. The record is from RefSeq and is a predicted model, not a curated record. Lineage: Eukaryota; Metazoa; Arthropoda; Insecta; Diptera; Culicidae. The transcript is spliced from 12 exons.
UCCUUCAUCUCUUUUCAAACAACCCCGUUCGUUGCCCACCAUCGAUUUAGUUGGAACGGUUUCGUCAAAAUCGCUUCAAACCCAACCGAACUGAACCGUCGACGUCUGUCUAUCUAUCGGCGCAUCUCUAUCUCGAAGGAUUCCGUGCUCAUCAAAAUGUUUACACGCUUUCCGAGAACCUGUUAUAUUGCUGAUGGAUUCUAUUCGGUACCGCAAUCUACAAGAAUAUGGGAGCAAGUUUGUUGUUCAAGAAAAUACAAAGUCAUUACACACACAAGCGCGUGUGCACACGACCAUCCCUUGGCAGGAUCCGUCCACAGAAACGGAGCAUCUUGCCAGAAGGGUUUUUUGGGGCAAAAACGUUUGAUUGGACGAUUGCGCGAAAUUCUCGAGGGUUAAAACCCAAAGUCUGCGUACCGUCGUUUUUUUGUUUGUGACCAUCGACCUAUUCAAACCAGAACCAGGCAAGCUGUACACGAGCUGAAAGGGAUCUCUGACCCUUAAACGUCGUGGUUUCCGGUGGUGUCUUUUUGGGGAUGGAAAGGAAUGUGUGUAGAAGCUUCGGCGAAUAAGCGCUUUCCCUUGAACGGGUCCUUUGCCACGGAAGAGCAGUUUUUAUUGAUGGAAAUGGGGAUGUGAAUGUUUUAGGAGACAUGCUGCAACACCCGAACCAUCCCUUUUUAACCCUCAGCAUCCCCUUUAUCCCUCGUGCACCCCGCACCUCCACACAGACGACCCUUCUGCAGAGGAAUGGACCGUUCCAUGUUCUUAGAAGUGAGCGUGUGUUGCGCUGUGUGGGAAUCUUGAUGAAACGACCGAUGGGUCUGCAAAUUACGAUUUUGAAUCGCUGGCAGGGAUAUUAGUCUGUGUCACAUGUGUUUCAUGCAACAUAACACAUGAACAACGAUUCCGUAAUGAAAUAUUUUGCCCAAACCUCCGAAGUUUCGGGGGCUAUGGGCGGAAUUUCACGGUGCGCUUCUAAUUUCGUAGCUAUUUUUAUAACGAAAUUAGUUAUGUUAGUUAGUAACCUUCAUAUUGCUCCCAAUGGGUCGAUGGGGGAUCCCGUGUCUAGCAGUCGUUUGUUGUUUGAAUGAAUUUAUCCCCUUAUCAAUAGUGCAGACAUUCGAAUGAUCUUGCAGCUUGUAAACUACGGGUAACAUGUGGGUAGAUUGGUGUGAUAUUGUAGUAGAAAUUAUUAUACGACGUGAAAUUAGGAAACAGCGUUCUUCGUAGCCUAGUUUUGGAAGUUAUCUUACAACAUCAAAAAAGGUUCAAAAUAUGUAUGAUAGUGAAAACAAAAUCCAAAACGUUUCCCUUUCGCACAGCAAGUGUUUGGUUUCCUUUUCGUGCGUUUAUGCGGAUCGGCUAGUGGAUAAUCUAAGUUUAGUGAAGUGAAGUGUGAAAAAACGGGGGAAAAGGGUAUAUCGGGAAGAAAACGAGAGUGGUGCCCAACAGUGACAGGGUUCGAUUCGAUGUGCUUUAGUGUGGCCGCGACCGGAAAACGAGAUUGUGCACGUACGCAAUCGGUAGCAGGUACUUUCCGGCACUUCUACUACAUCAAUAUCUACCAGCGAAUGAUAAUGUAACCCUCGACACGUGGUUUUUGCCGUGCAUCGAAACUUCACCCGGCAGCUAAAGCGCGUCAGUGUGAAGCCAGCUUAGUUGGAGCAAGUGAAGCGAAAAGUGAAAAAGAACGAGAAGAGAAGAGGUGAAAUAGCUUACCAAAAAAAAAAAAUCCCAAAUUCUCAGCCAUUGGCAUCUCGCGGUUGUGGCGGUGAAGGAUUCGAAUAGAAGCAGCUGAGCAAACGAUGAUGAUUCAUCCGUUGGCGUACCGUCACAACCGAUGCCGAGGGCUCCAUCGGCAGCAACCGGUGUCGGAUUUAGUGCGGAAUCGUAAACCGUACCGAUCGAUGAUACGAUUUCCGCGAUGGGUACCGAUCGUCAUGGUGAUCAUUUUCAUUAAUCAGCUUACCGAAGGUCUGGUCCUGAACGAGACACUGAUAACGCAGAGACAUCAACACCACCGGUACACGAUUGAUGAGCUGCUCGAUGCGCGCUUUCCGAAAAGCAUCUCCGGUGACAUCGACAUGGAUCCUUGCAAAUCGAGUGGAUUUAUGGGCGACAUCGCAAUGCCGAACGUAAAUUAUGAAACCGAAUGGCAUCGGCAACGAACGAACAAGAGCCUCGAGCAGGACAUUGUGAAGCUGAAGCAGGAGGUGUACCUCGAAGGGUUGCAGGUCGAGGAAGAAGGCAUGACGGACAUGAUACGGAAGAAAACGAAACAGCGCGAUUCAACGCCACUGUCCGGUAUGACGUCCACCACGGGUGGUCAGUUCGCGCAUUCACCAUCCAGCACAUCAUAUGAGAGUGAAAAUUCCAUCACGGACAGUUCCGGUGAGCCUCCGGUACGGGCCACUAUAAUCGACAAUCGGGAUAACAUUAUCGUGCGCCGCGAACCGCCCGAAACCGUCACGGAAAAGGUGGGCGAGAAAAAAACUACCCCGGCUACUAACAAAAAAAAUGUAACCGGUGCCCUGCGGAACAUUGACCAUAAUCGGAUCCAGUCCGACACGAAGGACAUCGUUAUCGAUUCGAUCAGCGAUAAUAUUAUCAGCAACAAUCACGCCAGUAGGAAAGUAGUCACAUUUGCCUUACUGACGAAGACACCGACGACCACCGCAACGACAACAACUACAACGAUGACGACGACAAUGGCUUCCGUAGCUGGUGGACACUCUGCCGGCUUGGAACCGACACCACCCCAAAGAGCUGGAAGCAACGAUACUACGGUAACAGGUACGCCCGUAGUGGAGCUUAUGAGACGACAGCAUCUAUCGGGUGAGCAGAACGGUGGUCAGCUAACGAGCGGUAACAGAGAACAAGAUGCUGGUCAAGCCCGUAUCCGCCGACGUCACCGUCGCAGACGUCGACAGCAGCAACAUUCGUCUUCCCAACAUCCCAAGCUUCACGAUGCGGUCGAAGCCAUAACAGACAACGGUGAUCCAACAGCGAAAACCACAUCCGGACAGUCUUCGUCGAACGGAACGGUGAACAAAAACUCGUACCACUCACGGUUGGAACGUUUGCGGGUCGAACUCGGCACAGUAACGUACUCGGUUCGGGAUCGCAAUCUUCGAUCGAGUCACAACCACCACCAGCAGCAACAGCAGCAUCAGCACCAUCAGGACAAGCAAGACGAACCGAAGGAGCGAAGGUCCCAAGACCACACACCGAAGAAGAAGCGUCGUCGCGCUGGAGGUGACAGCAAACGGAAGCAUCAUCAGGAUGUCAUCACUAACGACCACGAAAAGCACGACAACGAUGACGGUAAUAACAACGAACAGCGGGAAAACAUACCCGUUGAUAGGGCCAACUUCAGUACCGGCAAGCUGGCAGGUGAAAAGCACGAAUGGGACAAUGGAUACCGCGAGCAGUCGUAUCACCCUCGCGCCCAACAUCAUCACCAGCAGCAAUAUCGUCAUCAGCCGGAACAUCAUCACCCUUACGAACGGCCUGUUCAGGCACAGUCCACCAGGACAGUGCGGGACGAAAGCGACAAUGCCAUGAAUUUGCAUUUCCGACCGGACCAUAAAGCACCGGCCCCGGAUGCUCAAGAUCCCCAACCCCAACCGUACUUACCUGUUGAAGACGAAGCAGAAAGCCAUAUUUACUACGCAUCCGAAGAUCAGCACAAUCUACAUCAUCGAGUGGCACGGGCGGCAACGGCAAAGAAGGAACGUAUCUGGGACUUUGGUGUCAUACCGUACGAAAUUGAUGGGAACUUUAGCGGCAUGCACAAAGCCCUGUUUCGGCAGGCGAUGCGUCACUGGGAGAACUAUACGUGCAUCAAAUUCGUCGAGCGCAAUCCAAUUGACCAUCCGAACUAUAUCGUUUUUACCGAGCGUGCCUGUGGCUGCUGUUCGUUUGUCGGCAAGCGGGGCAAUGGACCGCAAGCAAUUUCCAUCGGUAAGAACUGCGACAAGUUUGGCAUUGUGGUGCACGAGUUGGGUCAUGUGGUUGGUUUCUGGCAUGAGCAUACACGUCCGGAUCGGGAAAAUCAUGUCGUGAUCGAGAAGAACAACAUCGUGGUUGGGCAGGAGUACAACUUCAACAAGCUCACCGAGGAUGAGGUUAACUCGCUUGGUUUACCGUACGACUACGAUUCGAUAAUGCACUACGCGCGCAACACAUUCUCCAAGGGUACCUAUCUGGAUACGAUUUUUCCCAUCGAAAUACCGGGCCGGAAAAGGCCAGAAAUCGGUCAACGGUUGCGUCUCAGCGAGGGCGAUAUCGCACAAGCGAACCUGCUGUACAAGUGUGCCAAGUGCGGACGCACGUUUCAGGAAAACUCGGCCAGUUUCACCUCUCCAACGUACUACUCUACCACACCACCGACCGAACCGGAACGAUGUGAAUGGCGCAUUACGGCUACACACGGCGAAAGGAUAGUGCUGAAUAUAACCGAUCUGGAUAUUUACAAAUCAAACAGCUGCCGGUCAGAUUACCUGGAGAUUCGGGACGGCUACUGGCAUAAGUCGCCGAUACUGGGGAAAUUUUGCGGUUCCGGCAAGGUAAACGAGCUCAUCCGCUCGACCGGUAGUCGUAUGCUGCUCACGUACACAACCACCUUCCGGCAGGCAUCGAUGCGGGGCUUUGCGGCCAACUACGAAGCAAUCUGUGGCGGCGAUAUGAACCUCGAAUCUGGCGGGCGUCUCGAAUCACCAAACUAUCCCGUCGACUACUUACCGAACAAGGAAUGCAUCUGGCGCAUAACCGUCCCGAAAGAUUAUCAGGUCGCUUUAAAGUUUCAAUCGUUUGAAGUGGAGAACCAUGAUAACUGCGUUUACGAUUACGUCGAGGUACGGGACGGUGGUACAGCGGACUCGCGGCUUAUUGGUGUUUUCUGUGGGUAUAAAAUACCGCCCGAUAUGAAGUCAACAUCCAACAAGCUGUUCGUAAAGUUCGUAUCUGAUGGGUCAGUGCAGAAGGCAGGAUUUUCGGCUACCUUCAUGAAGGAAGUGGACGAGUGCGAACACAUGGAUCAUGGCUGUGAGCACGAGUGCAUCAACACCCUCGGGGGUUACGAGUGUGCCUGCUACAUCGGUUACGAGCUGCACAGCGAUAAGAAAUCGUGCGAGAAUGCCUGUGGAGGUCAGCUGGACACUCCGAACGGUACCAUCCUUUCGCCGUCUUUCCCGAAAGAGUAUCCCAUCAUGAAGGAAUGUGUGUGGGAGAUAGUAGCAUUGCCGCAACACAAAAUCACCCUGAACUUUACACACUUCGACCUGGAGGGCAAUACGUUUUAUCAGGCAUCCGAAUGCGAAUACGACUACGUGGCCGUACUGUCGAAAAGCCCGGACGGAACGCUUCACAAGCACGGUUCGUUCUGUGGAUACAACGUACCGGCACCGAUUACGUCCGAAUGGAAUAUCCUACGGGUGGUGUUUAAGUCCGAUAAGACGAUCCAGAAGACGGGCUUUGCCGCUGUUUACUUUACCGACAUUGAUGAGUGUGCAGUCAACAAUGGAGGAUGCCAGCAGGAGUGCAAAAACACGGUUGGGUCCUACGUUUGCUCCUGUCGCAACGGAUACACGCUGCACGAAAAUGGACACGAUUGCAAGGAGAGUGGCUGCAAGCACGAGAUCUUCACGCCGCACGGCCAAAUUCUUAGCCCGAACUAUCCAGAUUACUAUCCACCGAAGAAGGAUUGCAUCUGGCACUUUACCACAACGCCCGGUCAUAGGAUACGGUUAGUUUUCAACGUGUUUGAUAUUGAACCGCAUCAGGAAUGUGCUUACGAUCAUAUCGUCAUCUAUGAUGGAAACUCUCCAGACAGCCACACUUUAGGGCGAUUCUGUGGAGCAAAAAUACCACAUCCCAUAUCGUCCUCGUCCAACCAGAUGUACAUGGUGUUCAAUACGGACACUAGCGUGCAGCGGAAGGGUUUUUUCGCGAGCCAUUCGACCGCUUGCGGUGGCCGUUUGAAGGCGACCGAAGUCAAGAACCACUUCUACUCUCACAUCAAGUUUGGCUCGGGCAUGUAUGACAAUGGGGCCGACUGCGAGUGGACAAUUGUGGCCGAUUCGGGCCAGAACGUGCAGCUAAAGUUUCUUAGCUUCGAGCUGGAGGAGGAAAAGAUGUGUUCGUACGAUUAUGUAGAGGUGUACGGUGGAUUGGAUGACGAAAGUGGCCCUCUGCACGGAAAGUACUGUGGCAAUGCGAAUCCGCCGGAAAUUAUCUCGAUGCACGAGGCGCUAAUGGUGCGGUUCCGUUCGGACGAUACGGUUGGAUUCAAGGGCUUCUCGGCUGCAUACGUUGCGAUCAAGUCGAACGAUGACGUGCUGACCACUGACGAAGAAGGUUCUGAUAGUUCCGAUAUCAUCCCGUUUCCCGGUUCACUAAAAACAGUGUUCAUCAAACAGGGCGAAGAUAUGGACGAGGAGGAGGACGACGAUAUCGAUUAUGAGAUCUACCCAAACCGACCAACCAACACUAAGAUGCACAUCGCGGUGCACAACGAUAUACGCUCAUCUCAGGCGAUCGACUGAAACAUAAUCAAAUACUUUGCCACGUAAGGUGUUGUUGCAUACGCCAUCGGUACCACCGGCCACACAACUCUGCGCGAGCUGCCACUGCAUGGACAAUAUAUUAUCGACCUAUCAUUUUUCCAGCUCUGCCGUCCUGGUUGCUCCAGAUGACAUCCAGAUCAGUAGACGAAUAUAUUCGUCUGGAAAGCUCAAAGUUGAUCAGAAAUAUGCAAACCGAUCAGAAGCUAGUGUAAGUGUAGCUUCAAUUUUUGAAUUCCUCCUAGAAACGUGUACGUCUGGAUUAGCACAGUACUUUUUUUUCUUAUUGUUUAACCCCAUUACCCAGGACUCCAUGCCCAGUAAUGGCUAUUAAAUUGAAGGAACGAUUGAUAGGGAGUUUAUCGCAGAUAGGGAGAUCCCAAGUGUAGAUAGGACUCGUCGAUACAUCGGUUAGGAGGAAACAGUCUUGCAAGGAAAUCAUCGUGCAAAGUAACGAUCGUUGAUCGUUGCGUGUAAUCUACAGUGAACCAAAAUUGUAGUAAGUAGUUUUAACAGCCAUUAAUGAGCCAACGGAAUAUAUAUACAUAGAUAUAUAUACAUAUAUAUAGUUAUAUUUACAUUACAACCUAAGCUGGUAAGUCUUAUUGAAGAAAAACUUUAGAGAUUAAUGUUAGGAAAAUUAGUACUAAAUAUAGCGAAGACUCCGUUUUCCUACGUCUUAAGGUUUUAAUUUAAUCGUCUCUAGC